Egretta garzetta (little egret) is the source of this 1752-nucleotide messenger RNA. It is a transcript of the gene C8A, whose product is annotated as complement C8 alpha chain. Gene Ontology annotation, molecular function: protein binding. The coding region runs from base 1 to 1752 and encodes 583 amino acids. Gene Ontology annotation, cellular component: membrane attack complex. Lineage: Eukaryota; Metazoa; Chordata; Aves; Pelecaniformes; Ardeidae. The record is from RefSeq and is a predicted model, not a curated record. Gene Ontology annotation, biological process: immune response. The transcript has 11 exons.
AUGUGGUGGAGCCUGUGUCAGCUUUCUCCUCUGAUUCUCUCGAUAUGCUCGCUGGCUUUAGCGGCAUGGCAGGCCACAGCUACAGCACACAGGGAGCUCGAGGCGUUGCCUUCCCAGAGAAGAAGCAGCAGAGAUGUUAAUUCUGCAGCUCCUGUCGACUGUCAGCUGAGCCAGUGGUCAGAAUGGACUGAUUGCUUUCCUUGCCAAGAGAAAAAACCUGUGAAGGUGAUGUCUCUGUACAAGUUAGGCCGUGCCGAGGCGACGUGCACUGGACCCCCUGGCUGCGGGAAGGACUUUCGGUGUGAGGAAACAGGUCGCUGUAUUAAACAGCAUCUUGUGUGCAACGGAGAGCCAGACUGCAGAGAUGGGUCUGAUGAGCGUAACUGCGAGGAUGAAGAUAUUGAAGGCCCUUGUGAACAUCUGCUUCCAGUCCCAGGAUCUGAAAAAGCAGCCCAAGGAUACAACAUCCUAACACAGGAAGGGAGCCAAUACAUAUUCGAUACUAAUUUUUUUGGAGGCCAGUGUGAGUAUGUCUACAAUGGAGAGUGGCGGGAGCUGAAGUACGAUGCUGCAUGUGAACAUCUGUACUACGGAGAUGACGAGAAGUAUUUCCGCAAACCUUACAACUUUCACAUAUACCAAUUCCUAGCUCAUGCUGAUUCUGGAUUCACUCUUGAGGUUUAUGAUGAUUCAAAUGAUCUGCUUGAUGCUCUUAGAAGUCAUAAAUCCCAAAUGAUAGGCUUUACCAUUGGAAUUGGGCCUGGAAAAUUAGAUUUCCAGGUGGAGCUGGGCUUCACUUUAUCAGGUGGCAAAGGAUCCCUGAAGAAUUUCACGCAAUACACUAGAAAGGAGGUUGGAUUCAUUAGAGGUGUGACAAAGGUGCAGACAGCCCGUUUCAAGAUGAGAAAGGACAACAUCGUUCUGGAUGAAGAUCUGCUGCUCUCCCUGCGGGAGCUUCCAGACACCUAUAACUAUGGCAUGUAUGCCAAAUUCAUUGACGACUACGGCACCCAUUUCAUGACAUCCGGUACUAUGGGAGGUGUCUUUGAGUACAUUUUUGUCAUUAACAAGGAGGAAAUGAGAAGAAAAGAUAUCAGUACCGAAGAGAUUAGCGCCUGUAUUGGCCUGUCCAUUGGCCUUAGCGUCAGUGACAUCAAACUGCAUUUGAAAACGUCUGUGUCACCCUCUGGUUGUGUAAAUAAAGGGUUUCUGAAAACUGAUGCGGAGAGCAACAGUGCAGUUGUGGAAGACAUUAUUCCCCGGAUUAGAGGUGGAGAUACCAGUUACAGCGGAGGGCUCUUAAACAGUUGGGAUGGCAAUAUGUAUCGUCACUGGGGAAGGUCAUUAAAAUAUAAUCCUGCUGUUAUUGAUUUUGAGCUGCAGCCCAUCCAUGAAAUUCUCCGCCGAAGCAACCUUGGCGACAUGGAAUCCAAACGGCAAAAUCUGAAACGGGCUUUGGACGAUUACUUGUUGGAAUUCAACGCCUGCCGCUGCAGACCGUGCCAGAACAAUGGUGAACCCAUUUUGGUGGGAGACACAUGCUUCUGCCAGUGUCGACCAGGUUACGAAGGCCCUGCCUGCGAGAAGACGAAGCGCCGAGGCAGUGAGACAGACGGGCGCUGGAGCUGCUGGUCGCACUGGGCUCCCUGUGCGUCGGGCACAACGCAGCGCAGCCGGCAGUGCAACAACCCGGCCCCGCGGGGCAGCGGGCAGCCCUGCAUGGGGAAGGACCUGCAGAGCAAAGCCUGCUGA